Messenger RNA from Coregonus sp. 'balchen', 2845 nucleotides. NCBI's taxonomy places the organism in Eukaryota, Metazoa, Chordata, Actinopteri, Salmoniformes, Salmonidae. The record is from the annotation of a GenBank genome assembly.
AUGGAGCUGUUCAGGGAAAGAGAGCUCCGGGAGACCCUAGAGAAACAGCUCGCUAUCGAACAGAAGAACAGAGGUACGGACUGAGAGAGGGUGCGUGUGUGUGUGUCUGUGGUUUGACAGAGGUAUGCAUGCUUCAGAGCUCAUUAAAACACUUUAACACACACAUCUAAAUAAUGAACAUGGUCAAACAUACAUAAGAAAACUGCUGUGUGUUUCUGUGCCACUGCUUCCAAUGAACCACUUAGUAUUGGCCCCCACCACUGCGAGGGAUCAGCUAAUUAUGGAUACAUAUUGAAUUAUCGAAAUGAAUGAUUCAUCAUCAUUCUAAACAAAAGUGACACAAAUAAAACUUAAGUUAACACGCUUGUGUUAUAUAAAGUGCUGUGCAAAUUUAAUAAAAUACUCUAUUAUUUAAUGAGCCAAUUACAUAAAACAAUUUUCUAAGUCCCUCCAGCAGUUUGCUGCUUUGAAUUCAAUAUAAUUUGCUAAGAAUUCAGGCAAAGUGUAAUUUCCAGCACAAGUGUUCUCAAUCUCCCUUUGACAUCAAUUCAUGAUUUUGAGCGAGUGUCCCAUGAUAGAAUUUCAGGCAAAAUGUUACCUUAAAAACAUCUUACAUUUUCCGCAAAGUGCAAACUCAGUUUCAACUCUGUUGUUUGCCACAUGUUUCUGCCCUGUAGUUUUGUCAAGUUUCUCUUGUCUUUUACCACAAUGGCCACUUGCCAAGUCUUUGUAAAUAACAAUUUAUUCCUAAUUGACUUGCUUGGAUAGAAAAGGGUUAAAUAAAAGUAGUUUGAUACAUCAAUCAAUCAAUCAAUUUUAUUUUAUAUAGCCCUUCUUACAUCAGCUAAUAUCUCGAAGUGCUGUACAGAAACCCAGCCUAAAACCCCAAACAGCUAGUAAUGCAGGUGUAGAAGCACGGUGGCUAGGAAAAACUCCCUAGAAAGGCGAAAACCUAGGAAGAAACCUAGAGAGGAACCAGGCUAUGAGGGGUGGCCAGUCCUCUUCUGGCUGUGCCGGGUGGAGAUUAUAACAGAACCAUGCCAAGAUGUUCAAAAAUGUUCAUAAGUGACAAGCAUGGUCAAAUAAUAAUCAGGAAUAAAUCUCAGUUGGCUUUUCAUAGCCGAUCAUUAAGAGUUUGAAAACAGCAGGUCUGGGACAGGUAGGGGUUCCAUAACCGCAGGCAGAACAGUUUAAACUGGAAUAGCAGCAAGGCCAGGCGGACUGGGGACAGCAAGGAGUCACCACGGCCGGUAGUCCCGACGUAUGGUCCUAGGGCUCAGGUCUCUCAGUUGGCUUUUCAUAGCCGAUCAUUAAGAGUUGAAAACAGCAGGUCUGGGACAGGUAGGGGUUUCGUAGCCGCAGGCAGAACAGUUGAAACUGGAAUAGCAGCAAGGCCAGGCGGACUGGGGACAGCAAGGUGUCAUCAUGCCCGGUAGUCCUGACGUAUGGUCCUAGGGCUCAGGUUCUCAGAGAGAAAGAGAGAACGAGAGAAUUAGAGAGAGCAUACUUAAAUUCACACAGGACACUGGAUAAGACAGGAGAAGUACUCCAGGUAUAACCAACUAACCCCAGCCCCCCGACACAUAAACUACUGCAGCAUAAAUACUGGAGGCUGAGACAGGAGCAUUUGUCCUUUUCUUUCUUUUCCCUCAGCAAUAAUCCAGAAGCGCUUGAAGAAGGAGAAGAAGGCUAAGAGGAAACUUCAGGAAGCUCUGGAGUACGAGUCCAAGAGGAGGGAGCAGGCCGAGCAGUCCCUUAAACCGCCCUCAUGCUCAGAAGGCCUGCGCUCACUCAAUGGUUAGUUGUGUUUUUUAUUAACUGUUUAUGUUACACUCUACUUAAAAAUCAAAUCAAUCUUUAUUUAAAGUGCAUUUAAAAUCGCAACACACUUUACAAUGAAACAAAAAAGAAUGGAGGAGAUAAGAGAAACAGACAGCAGCAGUAAAGUAAAAAUAGUGUCUAAAAUAAAAAAAAUAAAAAAACUUUCAUGUAUCCAUAUGUUUUCUGUAUGUAUUUCACAGUUUGCAGCAAAUACAUUUUCUACUUGGGGAUCAUAUAGUGCUGUACUGUACUGUACUGUCCUGUACUCCACUGUACUGUACUGGACUGUACUCUCCUCUCCUCUUCCCUCCUCUCCUUUGCUUUGAGCCCUAGCUAAAGACACAAUAGAUUGCAGUUACACUCAAUCACAGUGUUGUGGUAAGAACUCACAUAGUGUUAUUGAGUUAUUGUCUUUACAUUUUGUAAGUUAGAGUAAGCUAAAUCAUGGUGCAGCAGGGCAUCUGACUGUUGAAUCAUUUAACGUGUUAUUGUAUCCAUUCUUUUUCAAAUAAACAAGUGAAAUAUUGUUUUUCACUUACAGCCAAUUGAGUUUUUCUGUGAAAACUUUUAGUGUGGCUGCUCCAUGUGAAGGAUGUUUAACAGCAGUUCUGUUCUAUCCCUCUGCUCUCUCAGACUCACUGACCCCAGAGACGGAGAGUGACCGCAGCGCUGGAAGAACAGAUGCUGAGAGGACAAUACAAGGUACAUGAACCUGAGGAGAACAUAAAUCUCUCUCUCUCUCUCUCUCUCUCUCGUCUACUCUAGCGAUAGCUCUCUACUCUAGAUAUCGCUCUCUCUCUCUCCUCUCUCUCUCUCUCUCUCUCUCUCUCUCUCUCUCUCUCUCUCUCUCUCUCUCUCUCUCUCUCUCUCUCUCUCUCUGUCUUGCUCUCUCUCACUCUCUUUCUCUCUCUCUCUCUCUUCCUGUUUCACUCCCUCUCUCGCUCUUCUCUCACUUCAUCUCUCUAUUUAUCAUUCUUCAUCUGUCUGCCCCCCUUUCUCCUUCUCUAUUUGAGCAUUAGUGUAA